GAGGGCCGGAUAGCCCCGCCCCCUGUGCAGCAGGAUAUGCUUACGUAGGAGGCUUAACCCACAGUGAUCCUAAUGCUUCUCUGCUGAAGCAGUUGAUCAGGUACUCUGGAUGCGUUUGUUGCUAUGGGAGAUCGGAACACUCCUGCAGUUCCAGCACAAUUACCAGAUAACAAUAUCCCUUGGUAUACCUCAGCCAAAAAGAUGUCCCCCUCAAGCUUAAGUGUACUCGUUCUAAGCUCUCCACUGCCUUUGUCCCAAAGCGCGCACAGUUUUACCAGUGCCUUCUGCACAGAAGAGAAUGUUGAACAGAGCCUCUCCUAUCUUAACACGGAACUGACCACUCUUGGCUUCCCUUCGCUUUAUGCUGACUCCAAAGGUAAAGAGUUGCAUGUCGUGUCAGUUUUAAACUGUAUGAAUGAACUGCUCCAGCUCCAGCACAAACAUCUUCGAGCUCGGGAAGAAGCAGAAACUCAGCAUCUCAAACUAAGCAGCGAUAUGGAUCAUCUGCAGAAUUGCUAUGCUAAAUUAAAGGAACAGCUGGAAACCUCUAGAAGAGAAACAGUCGGGCUUCAAGAAAGAGAUAGACAACUGCAAUGCAAGAACAGAAACUUGCACCAAUUACUCAAAAAUGAAAAAGAUGAGGUGCAGAAGCUACAGAACAUAGUUGCAAGUCGAGCAACCCAGUACAAUCAUGAUAUGAAGAGAAAGGAGAGAGAGUACAACAAACUGAAAGAACGUUUUCACCAGCUGCUUAUGAACAAAAAGGAUAAAAAAAUUGCUAUGGAUGUUCUAAACUAUGUUGGGAGAGUUGAUGGCAAGCGAGGUGGAUGGAGAACUGGAAAAACAGAAGCUAGGAAUGAAGAGGAAAUGUACAAAGUUCUUCUCAGCGAAUACGAACAGCGGCAGAAACAACUUUUGGUUGAAAAUGCUGAGCUCAAAAAACUGCUUCAGCAAAUGAAGAAGGAGAUAAUCUCUCUCCUUCCACCGCAGAAACAGAAACCUAGAGAGAGGGCUGAAGAUGGCAGUGGAACUGUAAAUGUCCUGUCAGACAUGGAGGAUGACUCUGGAGAAGUAAAUAAAGAGAAUGUGUGGGAACUGUCUUGUGACACAGUGCGUGAACAGCUGGCUAAUAGCAUUCGAAAGCAGUGGAGAAUGCUGAAAAACCACGUGGAAAAGCUGGACAAUCAAGUAUUACAUGUGCACUCUGGAACAUUGAACAACAAUGAUACAAUCUCAAGAGAAGAUCAUGAAAUUGAAGUCGAAAGGCUACAGUUGGAAAUUCAUCAGUGUAAGGAAAUGAUCAAAACUCAGCAGCAACUCUUACAGCAACAGCUAACUUCUCCAUCUGACGAUGAUACCAGUCUGUUGCUAAAGGACUGUUACUUGCUGGAGGAAAAAGAGCGAUUGAAGGAGGAAUGGAAACUUUUCAAAGAACAAAAGAAGAAUUUUGAGAAAGAACGCAAAAGUUUUACAGAAGCUGCUAUUAGAUUAGGACUUGAGAGGAAGGCUUUUGAGGAAGACCGUGGAACUUGGCUGAAGCAACAGUUCUUAAAUAUGACAUCUGAGCCCAAUAAGUCUGAACAUGUAAAACAUCGAAGUGCCUUCUCAGGAAGUUCUGACUCCGAUAACCCUUUGACAAACUUCAAGUCUUGCCAAAAGAACCCUAACAACUUGUCUAAUGUAUCCAAGUUUUCUGUCAGUUGUCAAACCACUCAGCAUGACCUUGCAAACAGUUCAAGCACUCUUCUGGAUAAAACACCUGCAGACAGAAAAUCAAGCCAAGUUAAAAAGGAGCAACUUCGGAAGACCCAGCCUAGUGGUCCUGGCCCUGUUAACCAGGACAAUACUUACAGUUUACACACAUGGUUACCGUCAAACUCAUGCACAGAACAUCUUGAUAACUUGCCUUAGAUUUUUAGUCUAACUCUCUCUGUUCAGCAAACGUGCCCAUCAACUUUCUGACUUCAUUUGGUGAAACGGUGUGAUGAGUGGAAUUGCUUGGUGAUCGCAGUUGUACU
Molecule: messenger RNA, 2018 nt
Organism: Euleptes europaea (tarantolino)
Lineage: Eukaryota; Metazoa; Chordata; Lepidosauria; Squamata; Sphaerodactylidae
Gene: SSX2IP
Product: SSX family member 2 interacting protein
Exons: 14
Coding region: 124-1911 (595 amino acids)
Source: RefSeq, a predicted model, not a curated record